AUGAAUCGCGUAAAGCUCCCAGUGACUUAUCAAUUCAAUCUCAGUCCUCAGCAGCAACUCAUCAACAUGGCCCUACCGUUCAACCGUGAAGAAGCUAUCAAGCGGUGUCAAGAUGUCUUCCAUAUCACCCCUAAAGACUUGCAGCUGGAUGUCGUCGAAUGCAUCGGUACCGGUCGGGACUGUAUUCUGAUUGCUGGAUGCGGCUGGGGCAAGUCCCUUGUAUAUUUUCUACCGACGGUGCUCUGGACCGAUCGGAUCAUCGUUGUAAUAUCACCUCUGAGGGCUUUGAUACAAGAACAGCAGCUGAAACUUGCAAGCUUGGGCAUCCGCAGCACGGCCCUCAUGGGCGGAGACAUCACCGGGAUUGACUCUGGAGUGGCCGCAGGAUUGUAUAGGGUUAUUUUUAUGACACCAGAAAUCAUUUUUGAGAACAAGCGCGUGCAGGAACUCUGGUUCGACAAGAGAUGGCGAAUGCGACUGCAAGCCGUUGUCCUGGACGAGGCUCAUUGUGUCACCUCUUGGGGUACCACUUUCAGAAAGCUAUAUGGCCGCCUUGGAGAACUCCGGACGUGGGUGCUUCCCAGCGUGGCGUUCAUUGCUGUAUCGGCCACUCUUCCGCCCCAAGCCCUUGCAGAUCUCAAACACAGGAUCCAUUUCAAGGGCUCUACAUCUGUCAUCAAUGUUGGUAACGAUCGCCCUAAUAUACGACUGGAAGUGCGACACUUCAAGCCAAACAACAAGCUGAGGCAUCUUGAUUUUCUUAUGGACUUCCAAAAGACCAUUGUUUAUUUUGAAAGCCGGAAUGAGACCGUUACGGCUAUGAGGUACUUGCAAGGGUUGGUGACCGAUGUCAACGAUAGCAGGAUUGCCUCCUGUCUGGGGUCGGAGCGCACUCAGGAAGCUUUGGAAUCCUCGGCCACAAAGAAGGACAUCACCCUCUAUCAUGCACUCAUGUCCGAGGACUACAAGCGGAAGACCAUGGAGGCAUUCAGGCAAGGCAACAUUCGCUUGUUGCUAUCUACAGAAGCCGCUGGAAUGGGAUGUGAUAUCAACGACGUCGACCGUGUCGUUCAGGUCAGGUGCCCCACUAGCAUUUCAUCCCUUGUGCAGCGUCUUGGUCGUGCAGCUCGUGAUCCGAAACGUCAGGGGCUCGGUAUUUUAUUGGUACCACCACCAUCCGAUGAGACCAAGUACGCCGACGAGCAUCUCAAGGAGUACAUCGUCACUCAAAAAUGUCGCAGAAAAGUCCUCAAUGACGUCUAUGGCAAUGUGCAUCAUCCGAACGAGAAUUGCUGCGAUCUUUGUCACCCUACACGGAAAUCUUCAUAUCCGCAGGGGCAGAUCUCCUUCACAAAAGUGCUCACCGCUGUCACCUUGACAACCGCUUACAUACCAAAAACUCGAGUCCCCAAGCGCACGUUUGAGCAGAAUGAGCUGGCCAAGGAAGCACUGCGGAACUGGAGAGCAAUGGCAUUUGUGCGCGAUUUGGCACCACUCUGUGAUUCCUUUGAGCCGCGCUGCGUAAUGACGGACAAUAUGAUCCAGGUGCUUGGGGAGAAUUUCGCAAAAAUCACAACACCCGCAGAUAUUCGUUCUAUCAUCACUUGGACACCUGUGGUUGAGCUACAACGGCAGGAAGUAGCCGAUAUUCUCAUCAGACUGAACAAGGAUAUUGACAUGGCAAGUGCACAGCCGCCACAGGAAGCGGGCCAGUUCAUUGACGCCUACAUCAAAACGACCGAGUUUAUUCAAGAAUAG
This is a messenger RNA of Gamsiella multidivaricata, 1758 nucleotides long. Its product is annotated as P-loop containing nucleoside triphosphate hydrolase protein. The record is from RefSeq and is a predicted model, not a curated record. Lineage: Eukaryota; Fungi; Mortierellomycota; Mortierellomycetes; Mortierellales; Mortierellaceae. Bases 1 to 1758 code for a protein of 585 amino acids. Gene Ontology annotation, biological process: double-strand break repair via homologous recombination. Gene Ontology annotation, molecular function: nucleic acid binding; four-way junction helicase activity; ATP binding. The transcript is spliced from 2 exons. Gene Ontology annotation, cellular component: nucleus; cytoplasm; chromosome.